This is a messenger RNA of Phascolarctos cinereus (koala), 2150 nucleotides long. RefSeq names its product peptidase inhibitor 16 (gene PI16). The record is from RefSeq and is a predicted model, not a curated record. Gene Ontology annotation, cellular component: extracellular region. Lineage: Eukaryota; Metazoa; Chordata; Mammalia; Diprotodontia; Phascolarctidae.
GGGUGUUGCUCUUUUUGGGGAGGGAGGGACUUCAGAUUCUUUUAAAUCCAGCUGCCAGACCCCUAGACUUGCUAGAGCUGGAGAGAGGGCAGGAUGCAGAGCUCCCACUGCCUUCCAGCUGUGUUCCUCCUCUUCACAGCUGCCCAGCUGAGCUGUAGCCUAAAUGAUGAACAGAAGCAAAUGGUGGUAAAGCUUCACAACUUGUAUCGAUCCCAGGUCUCCCCACCUGCGACCAACAUGAAGAAUCUGAAAUGGGACGAGGAUCUGGCUGCCUUCGCCAAAGCCUAUGCCAGCAAGUGCGUGUGGGGCCACAAUAAGGACCGAGGCCGCCGGGGAGAGAACCUCUUUGCCAUCACAGAAGGGGAGAUGGACUUGCAGCUGGCCGUGGAGCAAUGGUACAACGAGCAUGAGCAUUACAACCUCAGCAAUGCCACCUGUGCAGAAGGACAGAUGUGCGGGCACUACACCCAGGCCUUUUGUUCUGGCUUCUUUCAGGUGGUCUGGGCAAAGACAGAGAGGAUUGGCUGCGGCUCUCAGUUCUGUGAGAAGCUGGAAGGAGUGAUGGAGACUAAUAUUCACGUGCUGGUCUGCAACUAUGAACCCCCAGGAAACGUGAAGGGCCAGAAACCCUACGUGGAGGGGCCGCACUGUUCCCAAUGCCAGGAGGGCUACGAGUGUAAGAACCAACUUUGUCAACCAAUCAUAGGCCCAGAAGAGGCUGGGGUCUCACACUCUUUACCAACCGCAGCCCCGACCUCUAUGGCAACUGAGACCUCACCCAACUUGGCGACUGAAACCCCUCCCUCUUUGGCUACCAAAACCUCGACCUCCCUGAGUGAGGGGACCUCCCUCUCCCCUAGGCUAAGUAUUGAAACCACCCUGAAAUCAUUAGAGACAGAGGCCAGCAAGCCAGAGCCAGACAGAGGUGAGCCCACCCAGGAUGAACUUCAAGAGUUGCUUCCUCCCUCCUCCUCCUCCUCCUCCUCUGAGACUCUGGCUACCACUUCCCUGGCUAAUGAUGAGCUGGAAGAGGUCCCAGGCACCCUGUGGCCAAUAGGGCACACCUCCAACAGUGCCCCCUCUGACCUCCCCCAAACCGGUGGGGCCAAUGCCAUAGGUGGGCGCACCCUGGCCCUGCACUCCACUUUAGAAGAUCCCGCUGGGAAAAUUGUGCUGGGUGCUUCCAGUCGUUUUGAGUUUUCUCUCUUUGGGCUACUCAGUUGCCUAAUCCUGAGAUACUUCUUCUGAAGGCGCCAUUCUUCGCACAACCCCAUGCCCACACUCUAGUGUAUACCACGCAGCCAAAAGGCCUUAUCUUCCCCUGGCAGUAGAGCAGAUGGAUGGGUGGAUGGAUGGAUGGCAGAACAGAUGCCCAGAUGUGAGCUUGGACACACCCUGGAUCUACACCCAAAGAAUUAGAGUUUCAGUCCAAGAGGCCCACUGACAUGCUCACACUGCCCCUCUCUCAGCUGUGCCCCUUCCUUGCACACACGCCCCUUCAGAGGCUCUCCAAGGAGGUUUCUGCAAAACCCCGAAACCAGAGUACGUGGGCCAUGAAACACGUAGAGCUCCAAGAACCACUGAAUCCUCUAAAAGGAAGCGACCUCCAGAUGUCAUCUCCUUCACCCUUGGACACACCUAAGCCUCAGUGCAGGUCCAAGAGAAGGGCCAUGUCACAAAGAGUUCUGCCGUGGCUGACAUGUCUACAGCUCUCCCUGCCCUUCCAGGCCCCCUAGUGAGGUCUGCCCUCUUCCCUCUGUCCCCUUUUCACCCUCCUCCAGGGGAUGCUCAGAGAGGUAACUUUUGCUUCUCUAGCAGAGACAGCAUCCAUCUGGCGGAUGUCCCCCCUCAUACCCACAGGGGCAAGGCAUCCAUGUCUGUUCCAAACCCAAGAGGAAUGGAGAGCCGCAGGGCAGAGAGCCAGGGGGUGGGGGCAGGGCUACAUAUGAAAGUCCCUAUCCUGGCGACAGCCCCCAGGCCUGAUUCUGCCCAGACCUAUACCUGGUGUGUGGUGGUGCUGAGAUCUCUCACUCACCUUUUGGGGUGAGGAUUACACUGAUGAAGGACAAGCUUCUCCCUGAGCCACAGAAGUGGCAGGGCCUCAGGAGGAAGCAACCUCAAAGUCCUGAAUAAAGUCUGGUCUGAAAUCA